This is a messenger RNA of Pocillopora meandrina, 8931 nucleotides long. Lineage: Eukaryota; Metazoa; Cnidaria; Anthozoa; Scleractinia; Pocilloporidae. The record is from the annotation of a GenBank genome assembly.
AUGGCGGCAAAGCCUCAAACGCCCACGAUAAAAAUCGAUUUCUGGGAGCCAGACGCCGCAAGCACUAACAGCGGAGCAGUCAAAAAGAUCUCGGUGGAAAAACCUUCUGUGAACAAACUGAAACUCAAGUACAAAACCGAGCGACUUAGAAGCUACAGCAAUAGUCUCAGGGAUGCUGUUAUGACUAACAAUCCCGACGCGAUUCCUAGAAUUGUCAAAGAGGAAGGCGUCAAAGUCAAUGAAAUGAGCAAGAACGGCGUUCCAUUGAUUCACGAGGCAGCAUUUGAUGGAAAACUGGAAUGUGUGAAAGCGUUGCUGGAUUGUGGAGCGCAAGUAAACACGCAGGAUAGCGAGGACUGGACUGCACUGCAUGCAGCCGUCUUGGGCGGCCAUGUGGAACUUGUGCGUUUGUUGAUCCACAAAGGCGCCGAUGUGUACGCUGAAACAAUCGAGAGGUACAUUCCCUUUCACAUCGCGAUAGAGAAAGGUGACGAAGACAUGAUCGCCAUAUUGGUGGAGGAGAUGGCUAAACUGUCGUCGUUUAAGGGAAGCUAAGUAACUAAGAGCAGUAAAGGAAAUCAUUAUAUUUGCGAGAUUGCAUCAAGCAAUGAAAAAGCUCUCUUUUUAAAUUCAUAUAAUAUCUAAUGACUUAAUUUUUGUUGAGCUGUGUUGUAGAGUUUAAAUACGCGUUAGAAUUUAACUUCGACUAAUCUUAUCUAACUCGCUUCCGCUAUUCUCACUUUCCAAGCAUUUCUAAGCUUUAAAUGGAGGUGUAAGGCACACGAUACUACUGAAGGCUGAAUGGGGUAUCAUGUUGCGCCUCAAGUAUGUACAGCGUUAUGUUUCAGUUGUAAACGCGAGCCACGAAAAUCAGUAAUUUUCAGAAUUGGUUACGCACCUCAUUCAGGCCUACAUGAUGAAAAAAGCGCUGACGAAGGGCUAACGCUCGAAACGUCUGCUUCGAAACUCUUUACGAUGGCCAAUUUACGUUAUCAAGUCAGUUGGUAAUACUAAAUUACCCUGUUAUACUCUCCCACCGAGGCAGCACCACAGUUUCUUUAGAAAUUUACCCCAUUUAUUUGAGUGUCAUUUAAAGGUCUUUUCAACGGAAAUAACAGAAUCUUCAAAGCCUGAUUUCCACUGAUUUCGUUAUCUGGAGCGGCCCAACAGUCUCGAAAAAAUUCAAAGAGGUCGACGUCGAGUUUGUGGGUGAGUAGGACUGCUAUGAGAGAUAACCAAGCAAGACGCGGUUGCAGAAGUGAAAUACAUGGCUCAUUGUGUAGUUAUGUUGUUCCAAUUUUUAAAAAGCUUAAUCCUUCCCUUACCCGGACAACUGAAGCAACCACUAUCGUCUAUAUAAAGUUAAUUUUCACCAGAAGCCCAUUACUAUAAAUGGGCUCCUGCUUUUACUUAAGCCUGUUUUCCAUAUGAUCGUCCAUAUAGUCCUAAUCUCAUCUGCGAGCAGGCUCCCGAAGGUGCUGCUGAUCGAGCAUAUCGCGGACUUGCCUCAAAUUCUACGAUAGUCGAAACAUAGUCGAAACAGCCGAACACAGCCGACAAAUGUCGGCGCAUUUGCAAACGUUAUAGAGGCUUGGUGGCGUGCUUUUAGGGCGGUGUCAAAACCGCGUUGUCUAGUAAACAAUCACACAAGCGAGCAAGUCACGGUGUUUGAAAACCGCAUAACUUUUUUGAUAAAGCUAACAACAAAACGGUAAAUCGGCAGGUAACUCCUAAUCAAAUAAGCAUUGUUUACGAAAAGUCUGGAGAUUCCAUUUUCUUACCUUUUUUUUCCUUUUUCAGUUAACAUGAGCGUAUCAAGGGGUUUUUCUCAUACUUGGCGUGACAGCGGUUGUUUCAAUUGUUUCCCCUUAGAAAUUUUGCGCGGAAAACUGGUGCACUGUUGACCAAAAUUGAUUCCACUGCGCAUGGCCUACAUUUGACAACUGUGUUCGAGAGCUGAUUUGGUGCUGGGGAAGCCCGCGAGAUGCUCGUGAGUCUCGUGAAGCAGCACGAAUGAGAGCGACCCCGUUUGCUAGUCUAAAUCUUCUCGAAUAUUUGUAAGUAUGUAUGAAAAAUUGAGUAAACGGGAACGACACGAGCGAUCAAUUGUAAGCCUGCCCUAAGUCAAGAAGCUUAAACUGAAAAACUACUGAUGCCGUCAUUGGCUUUAUUCGAAAUAUUCUUGUUGAAGUCUCCAUUGCUGAUUGAAAGAAAAUAUAUUUUCUUUCAACGUAAAUUCUUAGUCUUCUUGAUCCGUAGUAGUUAACAGAUGGCCUCUUUUUCUUUUAUUUUGAACCUGAGAAACAGGAAUUUUUGUCCAGGAAAUCGAACAAUUUGAUCAUUUCUUUUCUUGCUUGUCAUUUCCAUUUUUCCCCUUUAGCUUCAAAGUUUCGCUAUCUUGUGCCCAGAAGGUUCGAUUGAAAUCCACAGUGAUGUCGAUCGAAGCCGAGUCGGACAAACGCAUCAACAUGAUCGAAUCGGGCGCGCCGCCAUUUUGUUUGCGCCCGCAUUCUUAGAAAGACCCAGCCGAAAAGUCAAAUACGUCAGUUGUCCUACUUUUGGCGCAUGGUGUUGUGGUGUUAGGAAAGUGGAAAACGGCGAGAGGCCGGGAUAGUAAAAAGGCGCUCUCUAUUUAAAAUUAGCACCAUCUGAUGAUUUCCCUGACUAAAUUUACGGGGAAGUCUGAGUAUCCAAAAUUACCGUUCCUGUGAAAUGUCGUUUCAUGAGGACACCGGGUAGGCACAUGAUGGUAGGUGAACUCUCUUAGUGCUGGGAUUCUGAAUGCGAUAAACCUACCGCUUACUUUAUUCUUUCAUUUGAUCGUUCAGUCUGGGUGAGGGUAGUCCUGAAAAGGACUGUUGUUAGUCGUGGUGACUUCCUUAUCGGAAGUCAUCAUCAGAUUCAAGUGACUUUGAUGGUGACUCUAGUGACUGUCUCGACUCCAAAGACGACUUCCGGUAAGGUUCUCCACUACCGACAACAGUCCAUCUCAGAACUACCUCACCCAGACGAUUAGACUACUCGAUCGAAUUAUUUCCCCAGAUUCAAACCAUUGUAUAUUCUUUCAAAAAUCCCUUUGUCAAAACCAUCUAUAAGAAACUAGCAAAAUAGACAACGCAUUAUCUUCUCGAGACAAUCAACACUUUAAUCCUAAGGACCCCUGAGCGCCUCGCGCACAGCGAGGAUGAUUUUGAAGGAAAAAAAAUCGACUGUGAAGACAGACCGAUUGAAUGAAAAUGAAGGUAUGAGUGGACACUGCAAUUACAAACUUUUCGCUCACUGCUUUAAGGCAGGUGUUAAUCAGGACAGAGCAGAAUCAACUUAAGCCAACAAUUUAUUAAUUCAUGCAAGCGAAGAAACUUCGAGGCCUCUGGGAACAUCGAACCCCUAAGUUUAUGACGCAAAUAGUUUCUAUUCAUUACUCCCCUCAUGGUAUUCAACGCCUGGCUGGAUAUAGUCACAGCUGUGUAGCGACAAGAUCUCCUUCAUCAACAAAACAAACUGAGCCAAAACAAACUCUCAUCAGCGAAAUUAUGCCCAAAAUAGGUUAAUAAUUAACAUGCUCUGUUGAACUUAACCUUGAGCGCUAGCGGAACACUGGGACGCAUUGAGAUCCUAACAAAAGGCAUCUAUUUAAAAAGUUUUGUUAGAUUGGCUUACGAAUCAUAAAAUAUUUGUUGAGGAAAUUUCUAAUCGAGCUCUCAACAGAAAUUUACAAUAGUUUGUACUUAAAUAUCGAAGCCCAAUAUUUGAUACCCCCCAUCGAGAUGACGAUGUUUUACGUCAACAAAUGAUUUAUAUUUAACAGGUAUUAUUAUCCGGAUUUAAUUUAUGGAUACUAAGGUGAGAGCGGAAGCGAGUUUGCAUGUUUCGGUGUCGCGCGUGACAAAAACCGCUGGUGUAGCAGCUUAUAUUUCAGUGGAUUAAAACUGAUUAUCCAUUCAGAAGCCAUCAACUGUAUGUGUCAAAGUUGUCAAGUUAUCGUUCUUUUGAUCCAAUAGUUUCCUUAUUAAUCGCGAGGGCAAUCAGAGUUUUUGGAAGAGGCGAGAGCGUAAAUCAGCGAAGAUGUCGCUGCCGGAGCUAACGGUCGGCCAGGUGAACUACAACAGCAUUGAACUCAAAUGGGGAGGUUCGGAAAAUGAUACCGACAACAAGAAGCGAAAAUUGUUUCAUGUACAGCUGAACAAGGCUCGUGCGCGAAGCGCUUGUCCUGGCGGACCGACGCUCGAUCCUCUGACCAACUACCAGGGUUACAGUCAACAGUUUGUUUUCAAAGGCUUGGAGUCUAUGACUCAGUACCAAUGCCGUUUGCGGAUCAUGGAGAGCGACAGUGAUCGGCAUGGAGGCGGAUGGAGCGAACCGAUAACUGUCUGUACACCGAACGAACCUCCAUCCGGAGCCGAGCUGCACAAGGCGGUUUCCAGGCAGGACUUGGAAACUGUUCGUAAAAUUCUUAAAGAAAAUAGCGCGGUAGUUGAGGUGAUGGACAAGUUUGGAUUGACUCCACUUAUGGUAGCUGCUCAAAAGGGAUAUACAGGUGAGUCAGAUUCAACCAUCAUCCGACAUAAAAACUGGAAUUUAGGUUACUCAGUGGGAAUUUUUAUUAAUCUCGUUUUAUGCAAAUUUUUUUUUGUAUCUUACGUACAUCGAACUACAUAUGUAAAGUUGAAGUAAAUCCAUCUCGCGCUUGAAUUUUGUUUGCGUUUUAACGCCGGCUCUCGUAUCGAAUCCAUUUACACGGGAUUACAUGUUAUAUUUGUUACGAAGUUUCCGCUUUGUGUUUUACGUCGAUGCUUUCAAAGGUAUUUGCAACCCGACAAUGAAAGCUGUACUCUGUAGUACGCCGUGCUUAAACAAAACAAUAAAGGUCGUAGAUUGCUCUAUUGAUAAAUUGGAUCCUUAAAUCUCCGAAGAGUCUAGUUAAUUAGUUAUUUCCAUUUUUUUCUUGUGCAACACGAAAACGUUUCCUGGAGUGAAAAUCCUUUGAUAAGGAAAUGAAACCUAAGAUACAACAGGAUGCUGGGCUUAUAUUCAAAAGUUUUUCUUGAAAUGAAGUUUUGUUUAAAAUAAUUGAUUAGUUUGCCAAGACUAUUUUCUUGAAAUCCAAACACUUCAAAGCGAAUAUCUGAUUGUCUUAGAAGGGUUUGUAUCUGUCAGCUUUAUCUGUUGUUUCCGGCGUUCAAACAUACAAAAAAUUCGGUAAUUUUAUAUAAAUAAGUUUCCAUUCCAAAGAUUAUUUUUUUGGGGCGACAAAGCUAAAUUAAACGCAAAGGAAACUCGUCUACACAACAAAGCUUCCAGCUGCCUUCCUCAUUUCAUGCAAUAUAAUUUAUUUUAUUUUAUCGCGCGAAUUCUUGAUAUGAGAUGGUAAGUGUUGAUUAUCGAUUCAACAGCUACUGCAGAAAAUGAUUUGUCGUUACUGAAGCCAAGGGACAAUUUUAAUUCACAUUUUUGCUGUCAAAGGACUUUUAAAUAAUUGAAAAGCAAAAGAAGCAUUGCCGCAGGGCCUAUUACUGACAUUAAUGCAUCAGCUAAGUUGAAAUGAUGAAUAUUUGAAAUAGUACAGCGGGUUUUCUAUUCAGCAUCUCCGAUAAUUAUGAAUGAUAAUUCUAUGUAAUUUUCAUUUGUAAAGCGAUGACUACGAGCGAGCGAAGCAUAUCUCGUUAUAACAAAAAGGUGACCGAUUUGUUGAUCUUAAGAGUUAGUUACCAUGGCUUAAGUUUAAUACUAUCUGAUAUGCUAUUGUGAAAUUUUGCUCUGCAAAUCAAAUCGUGUCAAUUUUAUUUACUCUAAACUAUACCUAUUCAUAAUUACAGCAACGCACAAGAAACAAAAAAAGAUCUUUUUUAUGAUAUUAUGAGCCUUUCGUUUCUUGUUAGCUUUUGCUUUUAAAUUAGGUUUACGUAGCCAUGUAAAACAAAACUAUCCCUGUUACUCUGUAUUUGACGGGUUGCUUUCCGCGUUCGGCCCGUUUUGAAUUACAAAAAAAAAGCGAACUCGAAAAUGAUGCGAUUAAGCCAUACGGCGCAUACAAGCUGAUUAGCAUGCCGAUGCAUAAUUAAAUCGACUAAACACCGUCAACACUUGUGAUCAGAGACUAUUUGGGUAAGGAAUUCUAACUGUUAUACUAACGAUUUCUGGUAUGAAGCGAUCGGUAAAGCCAAAUAAACUUUUCGGGAGGCAAUAGAAUUUAAAUUCCUUUGUCGAAAAGCUAAAAACAAACAAACAAAUUUGCAUUUGCUCUACAUAAAAUCCUUUGAUUCGUUUUUAAAACGGUGUUUGAUGAUAAAUGCAGAUAUAAGGAUGUGUUCUGAAGCAGAUAAUUGGCCUACAUAACCUUGCAGUUAUACAUUUCCUGGUAGCCAAGAAUGCACACCGAGAUAUAUUUGAAUGAAGGAAAUUGAGAGCAAUGAUAGGGAAACGUGAUUGCCCCUUCUCUCGAAUAGUAUCCCUAUUUAGCCUGAGCGCUGGGGCUCUCACUUGGGUUUAAAAGCCUUAAAGACAUGGUGAAAAAUAUAGAAAACAGCUAAGGAGCGGAUUGAGGCAAGCCUAGACUCAGGCAGGGGCGUGGGGGGAGGGGUUUGGUCGAGACAUAGGGAAUCCGCAUUUGUUUUGUCAAUUUGGAUCAACGACGGCUCUCCUUUCGUCGAAAUCAUGAUUUAUUCUUAUCUUCACCCCAAACGGGAGCCACUCUAUAAGUAAUUUCUUGUUAAUCAAACUUUAACUAUAUCCUUCGCAACUUUCCUGGCGGUGUCACGUAACACUUUCUCAAAGCUUUGCGUGACAUCUCGGAGAGUAGCUUCGGGGGAGACUAACUAACGUUAUCUAUAAUGUGGAUGCGGCCUGACACGUUUCAGUUUUACAAAGAACUUAUCCGUAAAUCAAAUUUUAUCCUUCUCAGAUGUGAUGGAAAUACUCCUCGAAUUUAAUGCCGAUCCUGAAUACCCAAACACCAGCGGCAAGACCUGUCUGAUGAUCGCCUGCUACGCCGGCCAAGAGGAAGCUGCUAGAUUGCUACGUCAGCACGGUGCCUUGUGGGAAACACGUGACAAGAAUGGAUUAACUGCUGUACACUGGGCAGCAGACGGAGGCCAUGAUGAUCUUCUUUUAUGGCUUGUGCGUGAUGGAGGCCCGGUUGACAUACAAGACAAUGUCAAUGGCUGGACACCCUUGAUGCGAGUUGCGUGCCUCACCGGAAAUGAUGAAGUCGCAGAAGUUCUCAUUGCGAAGGGUGCCGACAUCAACAAGAUUGACAAAUCUGGAAAGACAGUUUUGAUGGCGGCCUCUAUGAACGGGCAUUUUAACCUGGUGCGUUUGCUUGUCGAUAAGGGCGCAGAUGUGUUUGAAAAGAACAGAGAAGGGAAAACAGCUUUGGAAUUCGCCAGAUCGAUGGACAGGCACAGGAUUAUUAAAUAUCUUGAAUUCCAGGUGGCAAAGGAAGAAAAACAACGAAAAGCGAAACUCCUGGAAGAGAGACUCAAAGAGAGUCAACAGAAAUUGGGCCAAAUGCAAAUAAACUCUUGAACAUAAAGUUUUGGAAACCUCCAUUCAGGGCUACUCUUAGGAUUAUGAGAAGAGACCCUUGAAUAGAAAGGUUUCCUUAGUAAAAGGAGGCGGAAACAGUGAAACCUCCAUUUAGGGGACAUUCUUAGGACUAAUAAAAGUGUCCCUUGAAUUGAGGAAUCCACUCAAUGAAGAUAGCAGGUUAUAACAAGGUUUUUGCUUCCCUUGAAUGGAACUCUCCUACGUUUAGGUGUUCCAAAGAAAGCUUUUACUUUCGUCUUAAAUUAUAAAAAUUUUUGGAGCUACUGGAAGAUAAAUGAAUGUCUCAGAACAUCUUUUUAUGUUACAAACCGCUAAUAUUUGUCUAGAAACGAUAUGUUCGUCGUCGUUAGCCCUUACAUUCCCAUGAGUGACUAAGAGAGAAUUUUUUCUUUAAAUAUCAAUACAGUGUCAAGCAGCCAAGUGAUGCGUGGAAGGAAAAAUAUGAAUUUGGUAUUUUUCUUUGAUCCAAUUCCAAGUUCUCCGAACAAACAUCGUAAGGAUUGUACGGCAGACAGCAAGGAGAAAUUACAUGAGCUCUUGGGAGUGAAAGGAUUAAGGUCGAUUUUUAUGGCUUUGCAAAUUUGUUUUCACCAGCUCGAUUUGAGCACUAAUAAGACAGCAGGCUCAGCCUGAUAAGGCAGUAUAUGCCUCAUGCUCGUAAUUGAACAGUGUAGUAGGACAGUUAAAGGGACAGUUAACACGUCAUGCCAGUGGAAGUGGACAGAACACGUCGCGUGAGCGCGCUGUUGUCUUGCAUUUCGUUGAGUUAACCGUUGAUUUUUUAUGAAAACGUACAACCGAUGUCUAGUUUCUUCCUCAAAUUUUUUCAUAGUUUUGUUUAAUUGGUAACAGGAAUUCGUGUCGUCCAAUUCUGUCUGUAAUCAUACUCAUGAUUAACAAAUCGGAUUCCCGCUUUGGCGGUCGUCCGAUUUUGUCAAUCACUCGUAUGAUUACAGACCGAAUUGGACUUCACUUAGUCCUAUUACCAUUAUUAAGCGGUGGAAAUUUAAAAAUCACUUCAUAACUGAAAGCAAUCUUAUAGCCGGUGUCUGAUAUUCUUCAUUUUUGCGAGGUUGUGCAUCAGCAAGUUGCUCAAAGGGGUUCGAGUUUACUUCGUUUAAUUAAUUCAUUGGGUAUGAUUACAUUAUGUGCCGUUCUCUGUGUCCAAUUAGAGGUAAAAUAAUUAAAGCUUAAUUAAUGUCGUCAAUAAUUUAUUGUUAAUUUAUUCUCAUUCCCUGAAAAGGAAUGAAAAAUAAGAAAGGUGCCCAUGAAAUGAAAAAUAAUUGCUGCUUAUUUUAAAGGCUUUUCAAAAUAUUUUUAAAAACAUGUUCUUUCGUGGCGAGAUAUUAAAUGCAGUUUUGAUACCCCGGGCUUAAAAACAAGAAC